Molecule: messenger RNA, 331 nt
Organism: Staurois parvus
Lineage: Eukaryota; Metazoa; Chordata; Amphibia; Anura; Ranidae
Source: the annotation of a GenBank genome assembly
AUGAUUUUGCAUUUCCGGGGAGGAAGAUUGUUUUGUUUACAAACAAUCUUGCUGCCUGUGAGCUUGAGCAUACUGCUCAGGAUGGCUGUGUACAAUACAGCCAUCCUGAUCAGUGUGCUUACAGUGAAGAACACACCCCCGCCCCUAGUAAAACACUCCCAGCACACAGUUAACCCUUUGAUCGCCCCUCACAUUAACCCCUGACCAGUGCCAUCAGUACAGUGUCAGUGCUUUUUUUAGCACUGAUCACUGUAUUGGUGUCACUGGGGUGUCAAUGACACCAAGUCAGUUCCCCCCCAGUGUCAAUAUGUCCGCCGCAGUCCCGCUAAAA